This is a messenger RNA of Physella acuta, 1665 nucleotides long. Its product is annotated as adenylosuccinate lyase. Gene Ontology annotation, biological process: 'de novo' AMP biosynthetic process. Gene Ontology annotation, molecular function: (S)-2-(5-amino-1-(5-phospho-D-ribosyl)imidazole-4-carboxamido) succinate lyase (fumarate-forming) activity; N6-(1,2-dicarboxyethyl)AMP AMP-lyase (fumarate-forming) activity. The record is from RefSeq and is a predicted model, not a curated record. Lineage: Eukaryota; Metazoa; Mollusca; Gastropoda; Physidae. Gene Ontology annotation, cellular component: cytosol.
GUCAGUUAAGUGAAAAUCUUAGGACGAUGUACUCAAAUUAUAGUUUGUAAGAGCUGGACAGAUCUAGAUCUAGUGAUAAAAUAGUUUAUAGAGAAACAGUUUGGCUGUUUUUGGCUGAAUUCAGUAUUUAGACAGUUAACAAAAAAAUGGCGACCUCCACAACUGCAGCAGUCAACACAGACUAUUCUUAUUAUAGAACUCCCCUUGCAUCGCGGUAUGCUAGUCAUGAAAUGAAAACGAAUUUUGGGGAUCAAAAGAAAUUCUCAACAUGGAGAAAGUUAUGGCUUUACCUGGCUAAAGCUGAGAAGGAACUAGGGUUAGCCAUAACAGAGGAGCAGAUAGAAGAGAUGGAGAAAAACAUAGACAACAUAGACUUCCAGCUGGCAGCAAGGGAGGAGAAGAAAUACAGGCAUGAUGUGAUGGCACAUGUCCAUACAUUUGGUGCCUUGUGCCCUAAAGCAGCCCCCAUAAUCCAUCUUGGUGCUACCUCGUGUUAUGUUGGAGACAACACUGACUUGAUAGUACUAAGAGAUGGACUUGAAAUUCUUAAGCCUAAGUUGGCUUCUUGCAUAGACCAGCUUACCAAAUUUGCACUAGAACACAAGAGUCUUCCAUGCCUCUCCUAUACUCAUCUUCAGGCAGCACAGGUCUCAACGGUCGGCAAGCGUGCCUGUAUUUGGGCACAAGAGCUGCUCAUGGAUUUGAUAAACUUUGAGAAAAUCACUAGUGAGCUCAGGUUUCGGGGGGUGAAGGGAACCACAGGCACCCAGGCCAGUUUCCUCACGUUGUUUGAAGGUGAUGGAAGCAAAGUUGAAAAACUGGACGACAUUGUAACAGAGAUGGCUGGUUUUAAAAGCCAUUUCAUUAUUUGUGGCCAGACUUACCCAAGAAAAAUUGAUGUUGCAAUCCUGUCAGCUUUUGCCAGCUUUGGGGCAUCUGUCCACAAGAUCUGCACAGAUAUUAGGCUUCUGGCCAGUUUUAAAGAACUGGAAGAGCCCUUUGAGGCUGAGCAAAUUGGUUCUAGUGCCAUGCCUUACAAGAGAAAUCCGAUGAGAAGUGAACGAUGUUGUUCUCUAGCACGGCUGCUAAUUAGUCUUGUUCAAAACCCUCUACAAACAGCAUCAGUCCAAUGGAUGGAGAGGACAUUAGACGACAGUGCCAAUCGGCGAAUAGUUUUACCUGAGGCUUAUCUGGCUGCAGAUGCAAUCAUCAACACACUUCAGAAUAUUUUUGAAGGAAUUGUUAUUUACCCAAAGGUAAUAACAAAAAGAUUAAAUGAUGAGCUGCCAUUUAUGGCCACAGAAAACAUCAUCAUGGCCAUGGUGAAAACAGCAGGUGGUAAUCGGCAGGAAUGCCAUGAAAGAUUGAGAAUUUUGGCAAUAGAAAGUGCUACAGCAAUGAAGACUGAAGGUGUGCCAUGUGAUUUGUUAGAUCGCAUUAAAGAGGAUAAAUAUUUUGGAGCAAUAAUAGACAAACUAGAGAGUUGUCUGGAUCCUGCAUCUUUCUAUGGUUUAUCAGUUAGACAGGUGGAGAGAUUUGUCGAUGAAGAAAUUUUGCCUGUUCUCCAAAAGUAUAAAGGAAAUAUUACAAAAUCUACACAGCUGGAGAUUUGAGUGACCUGGAUGGUUUAUUUGGUGCAUGUCAUGGACUCCAUGAACAUUCCAC